Molecule: messenger RNA, 1170 nt
Organism: Penicillium mononematosum
Lineage: Eukaryota; Fungi; Ascomycota; Eurotiomycetes; Eurotiales; Aspergillaceae
Exons: 3
Coding region: 1-1170 (389 amino acids)
Molecular function (GO): protein binding
Source: RefSeq, a predicted model, not a curated record
AUGUCGUCCGACUCGAAGACCUCCAAGUCGAUUUUUGCGAAGCCGCCAGUCAAGAUCGUCGUGGGUAGUGACGAGCGCGUUUACUAUGUCCACCGUGGUACACUCGAGGUCCACCCCGCAUUCGAUGCCCGACUGAAGGCCUCAACUGACGAAUAUGAGGAGGCCAUUGAUUGGAGUGGUUUUGAUGAGCAAACCAUUGAUUGUGUAUUGAGUUUCCUUUACAGUGGAGGCUAUCAAGCACCUCAAGCGACCUCUGUGACAGCUGAAGAUGGUGAGGCAGAUGCGGGGGAAGAGGCCCCAGCGCAAGAUGGAGAGGAACAAGAAGAACCAGAGCAGGAAGAACAAGAAGUAAUGGUAGAUGAGGCAGACGAAGCGGAUGAAGAAGACGAACAACCGUCACCACCUGAUAGCCCACAGCCGCAAGCUUCAUGGCCACAGUCACCAACCCCAAUGUUUCGUCCACGUGCAAGGUCACUGUCACCAGUUGCAGAGCCCUCCCUAGCUCCAGACUCUCCACCAACCCAGGCCCUAUCAGAGUGCGACCUUAAUGACCGACCUCUGACUCCUUUGGAAUACUGCGAUGGGGUCACUCUGGCAACAGAGCACGACUCGGCCCAAAAGGUCGCAGACCACGAAAAGCAAGACCAAGAUGAAGAAGAGCCCGAACAAGAAACCGAGGGAAACACGGCCGCGGAGAUUUAUCUCCACGCGAAAGUCUAUUCCUUCGCAAGUCAACUCGACUUCGCGAAACUGGAGCAAUUUGCCUUGAAUCGUCUGGCCCAGGUUCUUGUUGCUCUGGAGCAAACAGACAAGGCCCCAUUCCCGUACUUGGUGGAUGCAAUCCGAUUGAUCUACAAAACCACCAGUACGGUUGAUGAUGCGAGGAACUUGCUAUCCCAGUUUGUGGCGCUGCGGUACACCACUCUGGUUGGUGAGGAUCUGGACGAACUUAUCACCGAGGGAGGAGAGUUUGUGGUUGAUCUGUCGCAUAAGCUUGCUCGGAAGCUGACGACCAUCGCAACGGCGUUUAAGAGGGUUGAAUAUCUUACUCAUAAAAAUGAGGAGUUGAAGGCGGAAAGUGCAGAGAAAGAUAAAGAGUUGAAGGCUCUGAGGGAGGAGGCUAGGCAUGGACCGACACGGGGGUUUCCGGCUUACACAUAUCAGAUUUGA